AUGAUCAGAAGAUUCGCUAAUGCAGUUUGGAAGGGAUCGUUGACUGAGGGCAGUGGCGUUGUGACUACUCAGAGCAAAAUAUUGAACAACUUGUCAUACUCUGUACCAUCGAGAUUCGGUGAGAAUGCUGUAGAGAAGCAUACCAACCCAGAGGAACUGAUUGCUGCCGCACACGCAAGCUGCUACUCAAUGGCAUUGUCCGCACAGCUCAGUGGCAUCAAGUUCCCACCAACAUCGAUCAACACCACGGCCACACUCGGCAUGACCAAGGAGCCCGCUGGAUGGACCUUCACCGAGAUCCAACUCAAGUGUGUCGCCAAAGUGCCAGGCAUCACCAAGGAGCAAUUCAUGGAGAAGGCCAAGGCGGCCAAGGAGGGAUGUCCAGUCUCAAAGGCCCUCAACUGUAAGAUAACAUUGGAUGCUGAGCUCCAGAAC
Molecule: messenger RNA, 435 nt
Organism: Acytostelium subglobosum LB1
Lineage: Eukaryota; Evosea; Eumycetozoa; Acytosteliales; Acytosteliaceae
Exons: 2
Biological process (GO): response to oxidative stress
Molecular function (GO): peroxidase activity
Source: RefSeq, a predicted model, not a curated record